AUGUUCAGUGUAUAGUAAAUCCAUUGCAUAAACAUAAAUAUUGUUUACUGUCCUGAUCACACUUUAUUAAAAAUGGCACUUUUAGCACGAAUAAUUCGAGCUACAACUAUUAAAACUCUCAACAAUGAUACAAGAUGUAUAAUAACAGCAGGUAUAUCCACUGAAAACUUGGCGCGAGUGAUGAAUAAACCGAAACCAGGAUUGGGAAAGGCUUACCGUAGAGUUGUGCACUACCCAGAACAAUAUACAGUGGAGCCACUAAAUGUAACCAAUUUAGCUGGUCGAGAUCCCGAUACUGGCAGAAUGAUAGCCAAAGGCAUUGGAGGCGGCAUUAAACAUAAAUUCCAUUGGGUUAAAUGGGUCCGAGAUGGACCAACUGAAGGCCCACCUCAGAUUGAAAAGGUAAUUGAUGUGAUUGAUGACGGAUGUCGUACCGCAAAAGUGGCACUUGUAGCUGUGGGGAAUGAUCUCAAAUACAUUCUAGCUACUGAGAAUAUGAAGCCUGGUAAUUUAAUAAAAACUUCAAGAGUGAUUCCUAGAAUACCAGUUCGUGCUAACGAAGGCGAUGCAUAUCCAUUGGGAGCUCUUCAGAUCGGAACUCAAAUUCACUGUAUAGAAAAGUAUCCUGGUCAACCAUGCCACUUAAUACACUCAGCAGGGACAUUUGGCACUAUUCUACGAAAAUUUGGUGAACUGGUAGUGGUACAACUUCCUUCUAAGCAAGAAUUUGCUUUCAAGCAAACUUGCAUGGCAACGGUAGGGCGUGUAUCCAAUAUUUAUCAUAAUAAAACGCCUAUUGGCUCGGCACAAAAGAAUAGAGAAUUGGGUAAUCGUCCCCGUUCAGGUUUAUGGCAGCGAAAAGAUGGUAGACAUGGUCGCAAAAUUCGCAGGCUACCACCAAUGCGUAUUGUUGGUGCUCCAUCCGAACCAGCCCCAGAAACUAUUAGAUUUACUGUAAAGGUGUAGUGCUUAUUCGGCUAUGCAACACAAUUGUAAACUUGUGCUAAAAUACACAUCUCUAUAUCUAUUCAAA
This is a messenger RNA of Malaya genurostris, 1033 nucleotides long. It is a transcript of the gene mRpL2, whose product is annotated as large ribosomal subunit protein uL2m. The transcript has 2 exons. Gene Ontology annotation, biological process: cytoplasmic translation. The coding region runs from base 73 to 966 and encodes 297 amino acids. Gene Ontology annotation, cellular component: ribosome. Gene Ontology annotation, molecular function: RNA binding; structural constituent of ribosome. NCBI's taxonomy places the organism in Eukaryota, Metazoa, Arthropoda, Insecta, Diptera, Culicidae. The record is from RefSeq and is a predicted model, not a curated record.